AUGUCCACCAUUGUUAUCAUCUGCUUCAUCCUUUUCCAUUCAUCAACAUCAGCCUUCCUGUCUUCCACGUUCUCUCAAUCCGACCCACACGAGCUCGUCCGUCGCUCUCACAUCCUUUCCAAAUGUGCCUACACACAUGCCAGACCCGGGCCUCCGCCCCAUUUCCAUGCCCGUAUCCAGAGUGACCGCUACGCAGAGAACACGAAGCCUAUUCUCGUGCGUAACGCAACUAUCUGGACAGCCGCUAAUGAUGGGCACGAAGUCCUCACUGGCGACCUGCUCAUGCACCGCGGUCUUGUAAAAGCCAUCGGUGAUGUUCCUCUAUCAAUGAUUCAGCAGCUCGAGUUGGAGAACGUGAACUUGGAGAUUGUCGAUGUUCAUGGUGCUUGGGUGACCCCUGGCAUUGUGGAUUUGCACUCCCAUAUUGGUGUCGGCAGUGCGCCCGAGCUAGAUGGUGCAGAUGACACGAACUCUUACAAGGCCCCCAUUUUGCCCUGGCUGCGCAGUAUUGAUGGCCUGAACACCCAUGACGCGUCGUACGAACUCGCUAUGGCUGGAGGUGUCACCACUGCGCAAAUUCUCCCUGGCAGCGCGGAUAAUAUUGGCGGCCAGGCAUUUAUCAUGAAACUACGCCCUACAGCUGAGCGUUCAACUUCAUCCAUGCUCCUCGAGCCUCCCUACACCCUCAAUGGCUCUCACUUUGAUCACUCUCUCACCCCCCGUUGGCGACACAUGAAACAUGCAUGCGGUGAAAACCCCUCCAGUGCCUAUGGCAUAACCCGCCUUGACUCUGGGUGGAACUUCCGCGCCGCUUAUAACCACGCUAGAAAGCUGCGUGAUGUUCAAGACGCCUUCUGCGCCAAAGCAGAGUCUGACUCCUGGGACGACCUCGCGGGAAAGACGUUCCCUGAGGACCUGCAAUGGGAAUCUCUUGUCGAUGUGCUCCGCGGACGCGUAAAGCUGGCUGUGCACUGCUACGAAGCCGUCGAUCUCGAUGGAAUCGUCCGUCUUACGAACGAGUUCGAGUUCCCAGUAGCAUCGUUCCAUCAUGCUGGGGAGACAUACCUCGUUCCGGAGUUGUUGAAGAAGAUGUGGGCGAGCACGCCUGCCAUAGCGCUCUUUGCGUCCAACUUCCGGAAGAAACGUGAGGCAUAUCGAGGAUCGGAGUUCGCCCCACGUGUGUUGGCGGAGCAUGGAAUUGAUGUUAUCAUGAAGUCUGACCACCCUGUUAUCAACUCCCGCUACCUCCUGCAUGAAGCCGCCCAAGCGCAGUACUACGGCCUCGACCCUGCACUUGCACUCCUCUCCGUCACCUAUACUCCUGCCAGGGCGAUGGGAAUGGACCAUCGGAUCGGGAUGCUGAAAUCAGACCUAGAUAUUGUGAUUUGGUCCUCCCACCCGCUUUCGCUCGCUUCAACUCCUACCCAGGUCUACAUUGAUGGUAUUCCGCAGCUCUCCCUUCCUAGCAGCUAUUUCGUCAAGGGUCCCAUCACGCCCCCACGCACACCUAAUUUCGACUCGGAGAAGGUGGCAGCGGUCGUGCACGAGGGUAUUCCCCCUCUUGAGCCUCGGAGCGUAAAGAGGGCGCUAUUCGUAAACGUGUCAGGGCUUUAUAUGAGAGGUGAGGGCUCAAGUGGGGUGAUGCGUAUUUCCGAGCAGGCGGGAUUGGUGGGCGUGGAAGAUGGCCGAGUGGUAUGUAUUAAUCAAUGCUCGGAUUUUGCAGCAGGGGUUGUUAGCAUCGUCGACCUGGAAGGCGGCACGAUCACGCCUGGACUGACGAGCUUUGGUGCGCCACUCGGGCUCGUGGAGAUAAGGCUGGAGCCGAGCACGAAUGAUGGGAGGGUCCAUAACCCCCUCGAUGGGGAUCUGCCCGUUGUGUUGGGUAACAAGCUCAUGAGAGCACAAGACGGACUUAUGUUUGGUGGUCAGAAUUUGCUACUAGCCUAUCGCGGUGGCAUCACAACAGCCAUCACGGCGCCCUCUGGGACCUUCCUGCAGGGAAUAUCUACCGCAUUCUCACCUGGAGCCGCGCAUGCUCGGGUUGAUAAAGCAAGCAUCGUUGAUGAAGUUGCAUUGCAUGUGGGCAUAAGCAUGUCUUCAAGGGUAGGCGUGAGCACGCAGGUGGCAGCACUGAGGAACAUGUUAUUUGGGGAGGGUGGGGACGAAAUACUCAGGAGCGUUAGAAAGGGUAAAACCACGCUCGUUGUUGACGUUGAGAGCGCAGACAUAAUGGCAACGCUGCUUCGGCUCAAGGAUGAGUAUGAGGCUCAUUCCGGCAGGGAGCUUCGUAUGACCUUCGCAGGGGCAACCGAGGCUCAUAUCAUUGCGCACGAGAUUGCGAGGGCAGGUGUAAGCGUGAUCGUCACGCAGAGCAAGCCUUACCCAUCAACUUGGGAACAGCGGAGGAUACUUGCUGGCCCGCCGAUCACGCAAGAGAGUCUGGUUACUGCGCUGUUGAGGGCUGGUGCUAAUGUGGCCAUUGGUGUUGUUGACGAGCACAACGUGCGGCAUACACGUUUCGAAGUCGGUUGGUCUCUCCUCACGUCCAAUGGCACUAUUAAUCGCACGAUAGCUCUCGCGCUUGCCACGACAAACCUCGAGAAGGCGCUCGGAGUACAGAGGGAGAUGCCUCAGGACCUUGUGGCAUACCGUGGUGGGGAUGUGUUUGAGUUUGAAGCCAAGGUGGUGGGAGUUAUAUCGGAGACGUUGGGGCGGACAGAUUUGUUUGUGUGA
Messenger RNA from Suillus subaureus, 2733 nucleotides. RefSeq lists its product as uncharacterized. Gene Ontology annotation, cellular component: cytoplasm. Lineage: Eukaryota; Fungi; Basidiomycota; Agaricomycetes; Boletales; Suillaceae. The record is from RefSeq and is a predicted model, not a curated record. The coding region runs from base 1 to 2733 and encodes 910 amino acids. Gene Ontology annotation, molecular function: allantoinase activity. Gene Ontology annotation, biological process: purine nucleobase catabolic process. The transcript has 14 exons.